Balaenoptera acutorostrata (minke whale) is the source of this 2583-nucleotide messenger RNA. RefSeq names its product epsin 1 (gene EPN1). Gene Ontology annotation, cellular component: endosome; clathrin vesicle coat; plasma membrane. The transcript has 12 exons. NCBI's taxonomy places the organism in Eukaryota, Metazoa, Chordata, Mammalia, Artiodactyla, Balaenopteridae. The coding region runs from base 460 to 2190 and encodes 576 amino acids. Gene Ontology annotation, molecular function: phospholipid binding; clathrin binding. The record is from RefSeq and is a predicted model, not a curated record. Gene Ontology annotation, biological process: endocytosis.
CCGGGCGGGUCGCGCGGUCGCUUCCGCUUCCGGUCCGUCGCCUCCUUUGGUUGCUUCCCGUCCGCUCGGCGGCUCCCUUCCCCCGCCCGGCUCUCCGCGCCCCUCCCGGGCGCCGGGGCGGCGGGGCCGUCGGCGUGCGGCCCUCCGUGCGUCCGCGCGUGCGCCCGAACGCGGCUCCGCGUCCGCCGCCCGCGGCUCGGCGCGCGCCCCGCGACACCGAGGCCGAGCGGGGGCAGGGGGCUGCCCGCCAUGACCCCCUGGAGCGCGGUGUGAGGGGGCCGAGGUCUCUGCCUGUGGCUGACGUGCUGGAAAGGCUGUGGACGGCGUGGUCCGCCUGCUCUGCCGCCAGGCUGCUCCGGAGAUGCGGUGACCUGCCAGUCCCUGCCGCGGCCUCCCUCCUCCCGCCGCCCGGUCUCUGCACGCCCCGGGGGGCCCGCCCCCCUCCCGCCGCCAGCCACCAUGUCGACCUCCUCGCUGCGGCGCCAGAUGAAGAACAUCGUGCACAACUACUCGGAGGCCGAGAUCAAGGUUCGGGAGGCCACGAGCAACGACCCCUGGGGCCCGUCCAGCUCCCUCAUGUCUGAGAUCGCUGACCUCACCUACAACGUGGUCGCCUUCUCGGAGAUCAUGAGCAUGAUCUGGAAGCGGCUCAAUGACCACGGCAAGAACUGGCGGCACGUGUACAAGGCCAUGACGCUGAUGGAGUACCUCAUCAAGACGGGCUCGGAGCGCGUGUCACAGCAGUGCAAGGAGAACAUGUACGCCGUGCAGACGCUGAAGGACUUCCAGUACGUGGACCGCGACGGCAAGGACCAGGGUGUGAAUGUGCGCGAGAAGGCCAAGCAGCUGGUGGCCCUGCUGCGCGACGAGGACCGGCUGCGGGAGGAGCGUGCCCACGCACUCAAGACCAAGGAGAAGCUGGCGCAGACCGCCACGGCCUCCUCCGCAGCCGUGGGCUCUGGGCCCCCGCCCGAGGCAGAGCAAGCCUGGCCGCAGAGCAGCGGGGAGGAGGAGCUGCAGCUCCAGCUGGCCCUGGCCAUGAGCAAGGAGGAGGCCGACCAGCCCCCGUCCUGCGGCCCCGAGGAUGACGUCCAGCUCCAGCUGGCCCUUAGUUUGAGCCGUGAGGAGCACGAUAAGGAGGAGCGGAUCCGCCGUGGGGACGACCUGCGGCUGCAGAUGGCCAUAGAGGAGAGCAGGAGGGAGACCGUGGGCCAGGAGGAGUCGUCCCUCAUGGAUCUUGCUGACGUCUUCACGGCCCCGGCUGCUCCGCAGGCUGCGGAUCCCUGGGGGGGCCCAGUGCCCAUCGCUGCUGCCCUGCCCGCGGCGGCCCCCACCUCGGACCCUUGGGGGGGACCCCCUGUGCCUCCCGCUGCUGACCCCUGGGGUGGUCCAGCUCCUACGCCGGCCUCCGGGGACCCCUGGAGGCCUGCUGCCCCUGCGGGGCCCCCGGUUGACCCUUGGGGUGGGACUGCGGCCCCUGCGGCUGGAGAAGGACCUACCCCCGACCCGUGGGGGGGCUCAGACGGCGGGGCCCCGGUCGGCGGACCCCCAGCCUCCGAUCCCUGGGCCCCGGCCCCGGCCUUCUCAGACCCCUGGGGGGCGUCCCGUACCAAGCCCAGUGCCAAUGGCACCGCAGCGGUCGGGGGGUUUGACACGGAGCCCGACGAGUUCUCCGACUUCGAGCGACUGCGCACAGCCCUGCCGGCCUCUGGGAGCAGCACGGGGGAGCUGGAGCUGCUCGCCGGAGAGGUGCCCGCGCGCAGUCCCGGUGCCUUCGACAUGAGCGGGGUCGGGGGCUCUCUGGCCGAGGCUGUGGGGAGUCCCCCGCCUGCAGCCGCCCCGACGCCCACGCCGCCCACGCGGAAGACGCCGGAGUCGUUCCUGGGGCCCAAUGCCGCCCUGGUGGACCUGGACUCGCUGGUGAGCCGGCCAGGCCCCACGCCGCCAGGAGCCAAGGCCUCCAACCCCUUCCUGCCGAGCGGAGGCCCGGCCACCGGCCCCUCCGUCACCAACCCCUUCCAGCCCGCGCCCCCCGCGACACUCACCCUGAACCAGCUCCGGCUCAGCCCCGUGCCCCCGGUCGCUGGAGCGCCGCCGACGUACAUCUCUCCCCUUGGCGGGGGCCCUGGCCUGCCCCCCAUGAUGCCCCAGGGACCCCCGGCCCCCAACACUAAUCCCUUCCUCCUAUAAUCCAGGGCGGGAGGGGGCUUCCCCCACUCCUGCUCCCUGGGCGACCAGUGUUGUGAGUGCAUGUGAAGCGGGGGACCCCUGCCCCCACCCCAGCAUCCUUCCCCCUCCUGGGGCCCACUCACACUACACCGUCUCCCCACAUCCCCGACCCUGCCUCCCCAGAGAGAAACGACCUGGGGAUGGGGAGGGGUGCGGCCGGAGGAGGACCCCUGCCCACGGCAUUAGAAGGGGGAGGGACAGUGGGGGGGGGUCCCCCCACCCAUCUCCCUCCCUCCCAACUCCUGACUGGCCCCUCAAUCAGUGUUUGAGCCUCCUUGUCCCCUCACGCACCCCUUGGUGAAUCCUUGGUGAUGAUUUUGGCAACUUCGGGAAUAAAUGGCAAUUCUUACGGGC